Molecule: messenger RNA, 1264 nt
Organism: Anolis sagrei ordinatus
Lineage: Eukaryota; Metazoa; Chordata; Lepidosauria; Squamata; Anolidae
Source: RefSeq, a predicted model, not a curated record
UUAAAAAGGGCAUGACUUUAGAAGAAGUCAUAAACAAGGCAAUUCCUUGGAAUAGAUUUUUAAAAAUCCAGAGUCCACCCAACAGAUUGUUAGAACCAGCCAGGCAGAAGCGGUGAGACACGGUGAGAAAACUUUGGGAAGUUUUGAAAUGGCAUUAUAUUUGCUGGGCUCCACGAUUCUGCUGUUGCUAUGGUUCAGUUCAGCACAGAAAGUUCCAGUAUACCAACAACAACAAGUUGUUCAUGAAGAUUUGGUGAACCUCUUGACUGAUCCAGAGAUUCCAGCGAAAUGUGGCCCUCCACCAGCUAUUGAUAAUGCAAUGCUUAUUGCUCGCCAAGCACAUGAAUACUUUUCAGGUGCAACCGUGAUAUACCAGUGCUAUAGACUGUAUGUAAUGGAAGGCACUCCAAUUGCAAGGUGUUCAAAUGGUCACUGGAGAGGCGUGCCCAGAUGUGUGCAAACAUGUAGAGCAAAUGAAAGUGAUAUGGAUGAUAACAAUAUACAACUGAAAUCAAUAACUAAAUCAACAUCCAUGAGAGCAUCUGAUUACUGGAUGGAAUUUGAGUGCAGAGCAGGAUUCCAUAAGGAUCCGUCAUCACCACCUUUUAGAAAACAAUGUGUAAAAGGACUAUGGGUGUAUCCAAGAUGCAUAUAGCUGACAGCUGGAAACUGGAUUAAAUUCAAGAGAGAGAGAUGUAUUUGAACAGAUACAUUUAAUUGAAUAUGGGGAUCAACACACUUGGGAUUCAUUUACCAGAGACCCGAAGAAUCUGGAUCAUUUUCAGAUCAAACAUAAAAUUAUGCCUCUGCCUAAAUCAAUCAUUGUUUCUUCAUUUGCCAAAUACCGCUUUUUAAGCUUCUAAAACUUUGCCUUAGUACAAUAAUAAACAUUGUUGUUUCAAUAUUAUGUUUAAUUGUCUCCCAGAUAAUUUCUUUUGCUUGUUCCUGUAUCUUUCCCAUUCCCAUGGAACCAAUUUUUUUGGUUAUUUCAAGAUGAACAUAGAAUGAAGUUUUGGUCAGUUCUUAAAUUUCCGUACCUUCUUUUCUUUAUUUCAAGUAGUUGCUACUGUCACUCAUCAUCCCUUCAUCUUUCUGUUCUCCUUACAUUUUCCUGUGAUGAAAUUCCGAAUUAUUACUAUGAAAAUAUGAAAAACAAUUGUGAUGAUCAAAGUUUUAUGUUACUGUAUAUCUUAACCUUGCGAAGUUGUUCAUGAAUGUGAAAUUAAAGCAAUGACAAAGACAUGGUUUGAAGUCUAAGCAAAAA